Chilo suppressalis (striped riceborer) is the source of this 6283-nucleotide messenger RNA. NCBI's taxonomy places the organism in Eukaryota, Metazoa, Arthropoda, Insecta, Lepidoptera, Crambidae. The record is from the annotation of a GenBank genome assembly.
UUAUUGCUGAUAAUUACAUAAAAUACACAUCAUUAACCUUUACUUAUAAUUCAGCGUGUCCUGCAGACACAUAGGCCUCCUCCAGCCUUUUCCACCCCGAUCUAUCCCUUGCUAACCUCAGCCAUAGCGGGCCAGCUACCCUUCUUAUGUCAUCUGACCAUCUUUUCAGCUGUCGUCCACGUUUACGGUAAGUGUUCAUUCUGGGGAUCCAUUCCGUGGUCUUCCUUGUCCACUUCCCUAUUUCGUCUCUAUUCGGACUAUCUAUAUUAUAAUAUUAUAAAUGUGAAAAUGUGUGCAACCUCCACGUUUAUAAUGUGAACGUAACUGCUGAACUGAUUUAGAUAACAUUUGUUAAGAGAUAAUAUAAGUCCUGGGAAAGGACAUAGGCGGGAACCCACUAGUUGUAAAACCUUUUAAACGGUUAUAUAACAGGUUUCCGUUAGCGCGUUCGGACUGUGGUCGUGGUUAAGGAACUUACACAAUGGCCGGUCAUUGGAUUGGUGAUUUAAAAAAAUACUAUCUCUAGCUCCUCUCUAUCAAGGCACGUUAGGCCGUUGGUUCCGGCUGCAUUGCAGUCCUUCUUAGCACCCACCAAUCUGUACCGGGUCUGUGUGGUGGGUCAUAGGAAAGGCCUGGCCCCAGCAGUGGGGACAUAAACAUGCUGAUGAGUUAUAUAGUCAAAACUGCUCACAUAUUUUUUUUACUUAAAUUAUCCUGUAUUGAAAAUCAAGCCUCAUCGCUAAAUUUGAAAGUACUAACCUUAUAAUUUCCAUGCCAUGCGCAGUGAUCCUCGCAGAGAAAUCGUCAUCUUCACCUCCCCAGCCUUCGUAUCGGUUGGAGAAGCCGUUGACCAGCUUGUAUUGGUCCGCCGUGACGGCAAGCACCCCUCCUGAUAUAUAGUCGUAGGGCAGCACGUAGCGGAACUUGUCGAUGGAGGCGCUCAUAUGACGCGGCUGCUUGGCACAAGCGUAAAGGUUGGCAGAGUCCAGGGGCAGCAGGUCUACGUCAUGGAGUAUCAGGCAAGGGAAACGUUCCGCCAUCGCGUACCGGGCGCCUAUGUUGUACAGCAGACCUUUGUUCCAGCUCUUAUUGUCCUGUUGUUCGAUCAGGAAGAUCCUGUAAUUCAUAUUGACGAUAUUAUGGAACAUGAAAUGAAAUACUUUGUAUUGAAACAACGAAGAGCUUGAUGGUGCUGUGGUACACGUUUGGUGCAGACUGAACGAUAGUUGAGUAACUUUAGGAAUGACAUAAGAGGAAAUUAAAUAUAUUUUAUAUCUAGCUCUCCACCUUUGAGCCAUAUUAAAUCAGUACUGGCUGCAGUUUUUAGAAUCCACAAACUUGACUAAGUUUGGGUUCUACUUAUUAACUUUAACUUUCGGUAACAAAGUUCAAAUAAAAAAAUAUAUAAUUUCAUCAAUUUAGAAAGAAAGAAAUAAUUUUAUUUGAGACAACAUAAUAAUAUAAGAAAUAAAAUAAAACAAUUAAAUUUAGUCUCAAAACGGUCCCAACUCAGCAUAGUGCUAAUGUUGCCAUUAGCGCUGGUCGUCCGUUGGAACCGGUUUGGUGUCGCACGAAUCAAUAACAACAAGAACAAUAAAUAAUACAAUUUAAAGAAUUACUUAAUCUUAACAAGGAACUAUCAAAUUAAAUUUAUCUUUGAGGUAGGCUUCGAGAAUCUAAACCUUAAUAUAUUUUGGGCGAAUGAAUAUUUACAAAAUUAGAAAUGAAUAUGAAACAUAGUAAGUUUCACAUAAAAUGUGAAAAGUUUAGUUUUUUUGUUCAAUCAAAGUAGGCCACCUGGUCCUCCACAGUGGAUUACAGUACAAUUACCCAAAAAGACUUUGAAUAAAGGUCAUAUACCACUGCCACAGCAGAAGGGAUAUUAAAAGAUGAUGUUUCACAAUGCUAUUAAGUAGUUAAAAAUUAUUCUAUUUACAAGCAAGUAAUAAAAUAUGCCUAGUUUGCAAAUUUAAAUACAAGUCAGAGACUACGCAUUGGCACCAUAGUCAGUUAAUUGUAACGUUAGGUGGUAGUCAGUUAGGUAUUUUCAACAAUUUCAAGCUAAUGGUUAUAAAAUAAAAAUAAUUUAAUGAUUGAAGCUUUGCAAUAAUAUUACCAACAUAGUUAUUAGAACUUACUUGUAAUGAAUUUUUUGCUUCCUUAAGAAGUUAUGCAUGUAUGGCAGGAAAAUGUCUAAUUGGUUCUGUCUGUUCCUGUAUGUAACAAGUAUUGCUACACUAAACAUUGGGUUGCAUUCGUCAGGGGUAAAACUUCCAUUAGAAAUGCCAUUUGCUGAGAAGUCAUCAUAUUUCUUUGGAACCUGCCAAUUCUCAAUACUUUCAGUACUUUGUAAAAUGUCAUCAUAAUGACAAUCUGGCUUAUUUUUUUUUAAAACCAAAUUCGAUGAUAUUUCCUUGUGUAGUUCAUUUAAGAGAGUAUGCUGUGACAAAUGAGCAUAAUUGUAUUUACCAAAGGCAGCAAAGAAUUGAAUAAUGGCAAUCAGACAUAAAACAUAGAAGAUGCAUGUAGUUACAUGAAGUUGCAGAAUUUUAUUUUUUAAAGUGGAUUUAGACAUUGGUACAGUUGACUUAAAGUUUAUAAAUAAAUAUGUUUAUGGAGAAGUAAAAUUGUAAUGUGGUUGUUUCUGUGAGUGUUCAUACGCAGACCUGAAAAAAAAAUGCCUUUAGUUAGUGGAGAAUAAAUAUGAGAACAAGUCUUAUAGGCAUCUAAGAUAUAUAGAUAGAUUGAAGCAGCUAAAUUCUCAAAUAACCUACAAAUUAAUAAUUAAAAUAAUAUUGCAACAAGAUUUAAUUGUUAGCAAAGGAUAUAAGUAGACAAUAAAACAAUGGUUAUCAAGUUUGACCGAAAAGUUUAAUCAAUUAAAAUGGGGGCAAAUAAAUCACACAAUUUAAUGGAAAACUUCCUUUGUUGAUGAUUAUAAAACAUACAGACAUUUAAAUAUAUCGGAGAUGAUAUAAAAGCAAAAUAUAUUAUUAUGCAGAUUGUUUCUGUGAAUAUAUUUUGCCUCUAAAAACUAGCAGAUUGAAAGGUAAUUGACACAACACAAUCUUGUUUGGAUAUUACUAGGAAUAAUAUCAUCUUAUCUCUUACAGAAUACUACAAAAAAUAUAAUUAUACACCUGGAACACAACACUAUGUGGGGCUGAGCUCAAACUGAAUUCAUGAUGAAACAAUAUUAGAUAACACCUUAUCAUUAGAUGAGUAGAAUGAUAAAUCAAAAUACCCUUUAUUUAACAUUAUGACUAUUUCACAACUUCAGAGAUUGUAAUGAUUUUGUACCUUAUUCAGAUAGGGUUACUAUGAAAAUUUUUGAAACUCUGAAUGCUAUUAAAACAAAGAAUUGUAAUAAUAGUACUGUACCCAAAGUAAACCUACUGCACUAGUUAGUUGUUAACUAAGUUUAUCUAUAACAGUUAUUUACACUAUGAUAAGGUGAUAACAGCUGCAUCCCAUGCAUACAUAACCACAGUGUAUUGAAUGGCCUUGACAUGUGACCUGAUUGCAGCAACCUCAAUAAUUGCAACUAAAUAAUAUUGGAAUCCUUCUUGCAGUGGCAUUCUCUCAGGGCGUUUGACAGUAUUCAUAUCGCCCGCCACCGCGAACUACCAGUCAGCUGUCAAUGUGCUAAUAUUACACUGACAACAAACAAGUAAACAAAGGGACUUGAAUAAUUUAACUUGAAGUAUUAAUUUAUAUUUAAAUAAAAAAUAACUACAGUAAUUUAAGUGCAAAAAAUGCUAGGACAGUGUUCAAACUAGAAUAUUUAAAGUAAAAAAUGAGUGUUCUUUUGGACGAACUUACCUGCAAGCCACUUGACACUUACAAUGAAAUUCAGUUAUUUUUACAAGAUCCACCGGCCUGGAGAACACUUUGUAAUGAUUUACAACCCCACAGUAAAUAUUUAGUAAAAAACUCGAGUCUUGUAGGAGAGGAAGUAAAUUUUUCGGAACCAGGACCAGCGACUUUCUGUCAUUUUGAUGCAGAUGAUAAUUUGGCAAAUGAAAUACGUGUUGAAGAAGAAAGAUUACCAAAAACACUGGUUUGUCAUGACAUGGCAAAUGGAUAUCAUGACGAUUGCAAAAUUGAUGGAACCGGUUCAUAUGAUGCCUACACAUUUUACAAUUGGGCGGGCAUCGACAUUUUCUGUUACUUCAGCCAUCACCUAAUCACAAUACCACCUUUAGGGUGGAUCAAUGUUGGUCACGCUCAUGGAGUAAAAGUUAUUGGUACUGUUAUCACAGAAUGGGCUGAAGGUCAGGCAUUGUGGGACAAAGUAUUAGAGAGUGAAUCUGAGUAUAAGAACUUCGCAAGUGCUCUAGUGGCUAUUGCGAAGACGUUGAAAUUCGACGGAUGGCUUCUAAAUGUAGAAAAUAAGGUGUCGAAACCUACCGCUCUCUUAGAAUUUGUUAAACAUCUCCACAAAACUUUACACGAAGAGCUGAAGCAUCCUGUGUUGAUUUGGUACGACAGUGUUACCGUGGAGGGAACUCUAAAUUGGCAAAACGCGCUCAACCAAAGAAACAAGCCAUUUUUCGAUGCAUGUGAUGGUAUUUUCACCAAUUACUCAUGGACUGUGGAACACGUAAAGGAAAGCUCGAAAUUGGCUGGUGAGCGCAUCACUGAUCUCUACAUCGGCGUGGAUGUAUGGGGGCGCAACUUUUAUGGCGGCGGCCAGUUCAAUACCCAUGAGGCUAUAAGUGUAGCUUACUCAUAUGGAUGUUCAUUAGCAAUUUUCGCACAAGCUUGGACUCAAGAGGCGAUGACUUUUGAUGAGAAAGAUAUCAAUACCGUAGCUAACGCGGAGGAACUGGAUAAAUAUGAGCAGUUCUUAUUAAGGGACCGCGCAUUGUGGGACUGCAUCUGGCCAUACCUAAAUACGAGGGUACCGAGCAAGUUGCCCUUCAAAACUUCUUUCUGCAGAGGACAAGGAAAGAAAAGACGGUUGCAUGGAGAGGUGCUAUGUCCGGUUCCGUGGUACAACUUCCGACACAUGCAAUAUCAACCAAACUCAUCCCACGGGCCACAUCGCUAUACUAUGACCGCCAUCGGUAAAAUGCAAAACACCUCGCAAACAUCGCAAAGAGAAAAGAAAGGUAUAAUUAAAAUCCGCGAAGAUAUUAUCACAAGUAAAGAAGAAAUUGAGUGUCCUGAGACACAGAGUAUAAAUAACCUUGAUGAAAAUAUAAUAGUUAACGAGGCACAUGCAGAUGAAGUAGAUGAAGCGAGGAAACCGCAUAAUGUGAAAAGGAAAAUUAAAGACAUUUUCAAACAUAUAUUCAAAGCGAAAUCGUCUAAAAAAGACGACCAAAGUGGCCCCAAAGAAGAUGAUGAAGACGAAAACGAAAUCGAUACUAAUGAAAGGAAACCAGAUGAUUCUGAAACAGGCUCUGAAGAAAAUAUUGAUAUGAAUUCCCAUAUGUCUGGUAAAGAGAAGAAAGCAUAUAAGCCUAAGAAACUGAUUGAUCUGCGUUCGUCCGAGAAGUCGAUGGUAUGGAUGUCGAUCAACAUCAACUUGGGGCGUGAGGGCCAGGCGCCCGUGACCCGAUACGGUUUGACAUUUGUCCCCGAAGAAAAGGACUGUCUACAGGUUUAUUUCAAUGACAGCUUUAUCGGUGGAUCCUGCGUGAAGGUGCUUCCAUGCGAGAAAUUUAAACGGACCACCAGACUGCUCCACUGCGACUUCUUCUGCUCGGAGGCAUUGGUGUUCUGUGUGGUGACCAAAACUAUGUUUGGUUGCGAAAAACAGUAUCUGAAUCUGAAAUUAACCAUAAAAAAGGCCAAUAAACAGUACCAGAACAUAAGUCUUAUUGGUCGUACGAUUCCCACGCAAGGACACCAGGAUCAGUCGGCUUCCUCCGUCGUGAAUAUAUACCCAAUCAACAACAGAUCGGAUCCCGAGUUUCGACAUUUGCAAACUUACCUGUUGCUGAAUGAGCCCGACUUUUACUUGCCAGUUGAGAAUUCAUACGAUUGGACUGUCAGGUAUUACAAGCUCGCCAUCCCUGGGUCUCGAGUGAUGUCGAUCAACUGUAACACCGGGUUGGAGCGGGGAUCUAUUCUGCUGGGACACUUCGGUGUGUGCUCGAUGACCACCACAAUCAACGUCAAUGAAAUCGAUUAAUCUACGGACAGAUGAUAAAAUUAUGAUGAAUUGCAUUAAUUAAUGUGUAAGCGAAUGUAAACGAUAACCUGUGUAAAAUAAAAUUAUGACAUAAAUGUAAAUAAGAAUUUUUUAUGUUUAUUGAUUAAAUGCUACCGACAG